AUCGGUGGAGGAGGAGUUCCAGCAGAAUUCCUCUGACCCGAAGCAUCUCAGGCUUACAUCCUCUAGAGCAGAUCCCGACAGUGUUCAAUCCUCGUGAGCGAAGAAUGAGCCAAAGCAAUGACAGCAGCGACGACGAGCCCACUCACUGCUACUGGCCGCCCCUCAACCGCCCCGUCGCUCCAUGUCCUCCGUACACAGAUUUUAAAGCCCAUCAUCCCCAGCCUUGCACACGCGUCCAGGGCGAGAUCUCGCCGGCAAGUGUAUCGCCUGUGCAGAGUAACGACGAUGAGCUACCACCGCCCUACAUCUCCGUGUCCAACUGCCACCCUCAACCUGGUGCAGGUUUCAGCGGUACAAAGAUAUCCUCACCACAACCAAUGCCCAAUUCUCCCGAAGAACCAAUUUUUGCUAACGUCGUCAUCGGCACUUCAUGGAAAGGAGCGGAAUCUGAAUCGAAAAACUUGACAUGCUUGCGAAAGUUUCCUCGAUCGAAAGCGUCCGACAUACCUAAAAUUCCUGCGCCUGUCUCUCCACGCAGUAGAUCUAGACACUCCAAAUUGCACUGUAGGGUCGAGCGACCACUACGUAGAGAGAGAGAAGAUAUUAGAACGAAAUCUUGUGCCACUGAGCUACCGCUGGAUGACAGUAGAAUAAAAGAAUUGAGUUCAUUCCUGCCAGACUCUUCUCUGAACGACAUGAGUCCACCUCGAAAACUUGCACCCAGUCCACCUAUCACAGACGCUGCGGCUCCCAAACCCAAAGACUUAACUUGUUCUUCUCCUUAUUCUUCUGCUACAAAUACAUUGUCAACCACUCUAUCACCGUCUCAUCAAUUGAAUUCUGCAAGUCCAAUCUCGUCAACAUCUCCUUCCCAUUCCUUUUGCUCAUCGCUGACAUCAGUUAGUCCUCAUCGUUCCACCAUGACGUCUCCCUUGCUCACAGCCACAAGCGAGGUGUCAUCUCCUCACCGCAGCUCCGCUCAUGUCACCAACACAAUCGCAGGCACCACUGACCUCCAAUCCUCCGAUUCUCCCAGGCAUCAACCUUUAAUGUAUCCUAGCAAUUCACCUGCUCGCCGAAAGGCUUCUCCCUCUCGAACCCUUUCUUCUUCUCAGCACCUGACCGUGUCUUCUGCUUCUUCUCCUGCCCGCUAUUUCAUCCCAGUAUGCGGCGACCCAGUGAUGUCUCAGGCCGCGGACUGUCCACCGUGCGCUGGUGAAGAGGAAUUUGAUCGAACGGAGGCUCCUAUAGAAGACGCAGAAGGACCUGCUUCCGUAGAUGACAUGCGGCGCCGGUCUUCGAGUUCAUCUUCGUCUUCCUCUCAGUUUUCCUGCAGUAGACAAAUGUCAACUUGCAGCAGCGACAGCCCCCUACUCGUGCCCGGCAGUCCCGCGCGACCAGCGCUGCCGCCCAGAGGGGCCAAACUUGAACAAGUCCCAGCUAGACCAAGCAGCGCCAGCAAACCCCCACCGAGCUUGCCACCCAAAGGAGUGUCUGCCCCGGCGCCUCCUCUACCCCCCAGCAAGCUACGUCGCCAGGAGUGAUGUGCCACUUGCUACUCCAAUUAAAGUAACGAUAGGAAUUAUACUGUGAACUGUUAAGCAUUAUAUUACUACUAUUAAUCGUUAUGGAUCAAAAAAUGCCUAGCUGUGGACACAUUAUGCUAUAAUUACCAACCAUGUACUUGGUUGAUUAGUUCAGUAUCGAUGAGAGUAUUCAGUAGGUUCGUUACUGCUAUUGUGAGAAAUAAUUGAGCCGUAGAGUAUGAAAGUACAUUGUGUAGGUAAUGCAAAUUUUGCAGUAAAUAGCUCAUUAAUUACUCAGGACCAUUGCAGUGCUUGUAAGCAUAUACUCGAGGGUAACGGGAAAUAUUACAAAUAAUUUCGACGCGUUAACAGAGCGUUCCAUCGGCCAGAACUUUUUUUUCCGGAGAGGAAUUCGAAAUAUUUUGGUAUCAUUUCUUUGCUGAAAAUGAUGUGUUUUUUGAUGGUUUGAGUUUAGCGUUUUCCUGACAAGUUCUUCAUUUUCUCU
Molecule: messenger RNA, 2031 nt
Organism: Hyalella azteca
Lineage: Eukaryota; Metazoa; Arthropoda; Malacostraca; Amphipoda; Hyalellidae
Exons: 3
Coding region: 105-1544 (479 amino acids)
Source: RefSeq, a predicted model, not a curated record